Molecule: messenger RNA, 342 nt
Organism: Lactuca sativa (garden lettuce)
Lineage: Eukaryota; Viridiplantae; Streptophyta; Magnoliopsida; Asterales; Asteraceae
Source: RefSeq, a predicted model, not a curated record
AUGUUAGAAGACAAAAAGGUGGAAUCUUUAAGGCCUAAAAUAGAUCAUGUAGUGGUUGGACUUUCAAAAGGUAGUAGGAACUUGAGUAGUCAAAGUCAAAGUCAAACGAGGACCCACAUGAGAAAUGUUAAGGAUGUUUUCUUGUCUGCUUUUUCAUCUUCAAAUGGGAAAAAAAGACAUGAUGCUCCUUAUUCGUUUGUGAACGUGUUGGGUGUUCCAAGAAUGGCGGUGGCAGGGGCAAAACCGGAAUUUUUUGUUCAAAGAAUGAAAGAUGAUGUGAAAGAGAAUGAAAGUCUGUUGCUUAAUGAGGUAAAAAGGUGGGAUAAGGAUAGUGUUGUAUGA